UUAUUGAUUAUUUUCAAUCUGCCCCUCAUCACCAACGACAUCACCACAGUCACUUAUCUAUUGAUCUACGAUAAUAAUGGCACCGCCGAAUACACAAAAACGUACCAAAGGCGUCUCAAUCUAUAGACCCUUUGUAUAUGGUACCACAUCUCAUAAGUUCAGUGCGAAAUAUCCAAAACCAGAGGGAACGCCAGAGGAACAUACACAUCAAUGGACGGUAUUUGUAAAGGGAGUUGAUGAUGUGGAUAUUACGUAUUGGUGUCGCAAAGUCCAGUUCAAAUUACACGAUACUUAUCCGCAACAUCUGAGAUCAGUCGAAAAUGUCAAGCCAGGCGAUCCAUUCCAAGUAACCGAGACCGGCUGGGGUGGUUUUGAUAUUCAAAUAAAAAUCUACUACGAUCCAAUCGCCAACGAAAAAGCCCAAAGUUUCUGGCAUCGACUGGUACUCGAACCUUAUGGCGAUGAUCAACUACAAUUUAUCCAGGACCGAGAUAAUGAGGUGCGAUCUUGGGUAUACGAUGAGAUGGUCUUCAAUGAACCUUAUGAACAAUUCUAUGAGGUUUUGACAAAUCCCGUACCAAGGGAGAAAAAUAAUGGGGGCAAGGGAAAGGCGACAAGGACGAUGAGGGGAGGGAUGGUGGGAAGUGUGGGGGAGAGAACGGUCUUCAUACCCAUGACACAAAGACCGGGACAGCCAUUUAGUAAGGAUGGAGAGAGGGCGGAAGUAAAAAAGUUGGUGGAGGGGAAGAAAACGGUGGAUAGGCAGAAUGAGGAGUUGAGGAACGAAUUAAGGGAGAAGGAGGAAGAAGUGAAAAGAUUAAAGGCAGAGUUGGAAAAGUUAUGAGACGGUGUAUUUUUGAUGAUGGGGAUGAAGUGAAAAUGGGGAUAGGGAUGAGAAUCACAAUUGUGCUCAGGUUCUACGAAUCAUCAAUUGAAUUUGGGGGACGUCGAUAUGAGUGCCCAGUCAUACAUACACAAGGGGUUAAGCAAUUUUGCGAACCUGUUCGGACAUCCAUAAACUUGGAGGAUCGGCGCAUUACUGCAGAGGCUUCAGUAGUCAGAAGACACUUCUCACUAUUCCGGAUGGCGCACAGGUCACAAGGAUGAUAUUCAAAAGUGAGUGGGAUAAAGGAGACCGAACUUUGGCGAAAUUGGAACCGUACUUUGAGUGCGGAAGUGUUGGAUUAGAAGAAUGGGCUCACAGGCCAUUAUCACAUGUUCGAUCAAGAUAUCAGUGGACGCGAAUCAAAACCUGGGAAUUGAUGCUUAAAGUCUUUCAAGGAUUUAAAGAAGAGGAGAGAUUGUAAAAUAAGCAUGAGUGACAGAAAGGAUAUUCGAGAUAGAUGUCAGAAUAACAUCCUGAUUUAUGUCAAUUUACAGGCAUAGAAGAAAGAAAUUGGGGGGAGUAAAAUAGAUACUCGAGAUUAAAAAGCGCACAUUGAAUUUUGUGAGAGAAAUGAAUUUCAUCGAUGU
Molecule: messenger RNA, 1473 nt
Organism: Botrytis byssoidea
Lineage: Eukaryota; Fungi; Ascomycota; Leotiomycetes; Helotiales; Sclerotiniaceae
Exons: 2
Coding region: 77-844 (255 amino acids)
Biological process (GO): regulation of DNA-templated transcription
Source: RefSeq, a predicted model, not a curated record